UUGAGAGCUCUGAUUGCUCAGCAUGGACUACCUGGACAUUGAAUCCUUCCGUUCGAAGUACAGCGACAUAACCGUGACCGCCGUGCCCACUCGCUCCGAGGAGCCCUCCGACAUGGAAAUGGCGGCCAAACACCAGGAGCCGCGGGUGGAGAUAACCCGGGUGAACGGAGAAUCUGGAAGCAGCUUCACUGCAAAUCUAGCUAUGAUGCAGCGCAACAGGCAGCAGCAAAACGCCGCCGCCUUUGCAUACGCUAGCGAAUACAAGGAGGUGAUGGCCAAAUUGGAGUACACCAAGUACAUGCAGUCACAACUCCAGCUUAUGUUCUUGGCAAAUGGAGGGGGCAAUUUGAGUGGAGCAGGACUCGAUAGCGGUCUCUAUGGGAUGAUGCCGACUUCUAUAAAUCUCGAUGACAAUGCCAAUAUAGUGGACAAGUACGGCGAUCUGCUUAAUCUCUUGCCCGAGAUGCGUCCCAAUUUGCCGCCAACGGUGAUGGGUUUGCGGGCGCCUAAGGAGCGACUUCAGCGGGACAUAGCCCAAGCCAGGGUUCGCGUGAGGGAGUGCCUCCUGCUCCUAGAGAAGGAUCGUUUCCAGGAGACGGAGGUCAUCCCCAUCAGCGAGUGACGUCACACUGGGGCAGGUUCUCCCUCUCCGUAAUUUUAACGACACCUCUACGCGAAUGCGACUGCCAUGAUAAUAAAACAAAAAACGAGAACAACAAAAGCCAUCGGGGAGUUCUGGGAACCCUCCGUGUUUAUGGGUAUGACUAUGAUAUGAUGGUGGGGCGAUGGGUUUAGAAUAGCCAAAUACUACG
Molecule: messenger RNA, 812 nt
Organism: Drosophila rhopaloa
Lineage: Eukaryota; Metazoa; Arthropoda; Insecta; Diptera; Drosophilidae
Exons: 2
Coding region: 23-622 (199 amino acids)
Cellular component (GO): cytoplasm; nucleus
Source: RefSeq, a predicted model, not a curated record